This is a messenger RNA of Nerophis lumbriciformis (worm pipefish), 718 nucleotides long. RefSeq names its product cartilage intermediate layer protein 2-like. NCBI's taxonomy places the organism in Eukaryota, Metazoa, Chordata, Actinopteri, Syngnathiformes, Syngnathidae. The record is from RefSeq and is a predicted model, not a curated record.
AAACAUGACAUCUCCAAACAUGAUCAGAUGGGUAAUGUAUCAACUUGACAUAAAUAUGAAGAUUACAUUUGACAGAACACUAUGAAUUGUCCUAAUAUCUUAUUUUAUCCUGCAGUUGUACGCCAUGAUUGUGGCCCUGCUUGUAGGAAAUGAAGUGCAAGCCAGGACACCGUGGAGCGGCUCUCAUUGCUGGACUCCUUGGUUUGAUCGAGACAACCCCUCUGGUACUGGAGACUAUGAGACUCUUAAGAACCUGUACAAGGAAAAUCCAAAUAAAAUCUGCAAAGCACCCAUUGAUAUUGAAGUCCAAACUACAUCUGGGUUAAGCAUGGAUUCAACAGGCGAUGUGGUUGCUGUAGCUGACACUACUAGUGGGUUCAUCUGUAGAAAUUCAGACCAGAACACGGGAAUGUGCUCUGAUUAUCGUGUACGUUUUAGAUGUCCAUAUGAUUACUGCCAGCGCAAAGGUUAGCUCAUCUGAUGGUUUUGAUCGUCGCCACAAAAGAUUUGCAUGACAACAAAGUACGCUUUAGAUGCCCAUGUGAAUGAAAUGUCAGCAAGCCAAGGUUUUGAAUGAACCUUUUAUAGCUCUUGAUUCACUAUAAAAGUAUAUCUUAGGUACUGUAUAUGGGUAAACUAAAUAUAUGAAAAAUGAUUAAAACUUGAAUUUACUAUCCUCUUUGCCUUGGAAAAAUGUAUGUUCUUUCUUAAUCAUCAU